Molecule: messenger RNA, 1205 nt
Organism: Pelobates fuscus (common spadefoot toad)
Lineage: Eukaryota; Metazoa; Chordata; Amphibia; Anura; Pelobatidae
Gene: RAB11A
Product: RAB11A, member RAS oncogene family
Exons: 5
Coding region: 117-767 (216 amino acids)
Biological process (GO): melanosome transport; exocytosis; neurotransmitter receptor transport, endosome to postsynaptic membrane
Cellular component (GO): Golgi apparatus; transport vesicle; postsynaptic recycling endosome
Molecular function (GO): GTPase activity; GTP binding
Source: RefSeq, a predicted model, not a curated record
CUGGGCGGAAGCGCUGUUCCUGUUUCAGGGAGGGGUUCGGGCAUAGCCGGGCUUCCAAUAGAUUUUUGGGUGGCUGCCGAUACCUGGAGAUCCCGAGCACCGUGUAAGCUGUCAGCAUGUGCUCCAGAGAGGACGAGUAUGACUAUUUAUUCAAAGUGGUGCUGAUUGGAGAUUCUGGUGUGGGGAAAAGUAACCUCCUGUCUCGAUUCACUCGCAACGAGUUUAACCUAGAGAGUAAAAGUACAAUUGGUGUAGAGUUUGCUACGAGAAGCAUCCAGGUGGAUGGAAAAACAGUCAAGGCUCAGAUCUGGGACACUGCUGGUCAGGAGAGAUACAGAGCCAUAACCUCCGCGUAUUACCGAGGAGCUGUGGGUGCACUGCUGGUCUACGAUAUUGCCAAGCAUCUAACUUAUGAGAAUGUAGAAAGGUGGUUAAAGGAGCUCCGGGACCAUGCAGACAACAACAUAGUCAUCAUGCUGGUCGGCAAUAAGAGUGAUUUGCGCCACCUGAGGGCUGUGCCUACUGAUGAAGCAAGAGCAUUUGCAGAAAAGAAUGGAUUGUCGUUCAUUGAGACAUCCGCAUUGGACUCCACAAAUGUGGAAGCUGCAUUCCAGACAAUCCUUACAGAGAUUUACCGCAUUGUGUCUCAGAAGCAGAUGUCAGACAGACGCGAGAAUGACAUGUCUCCCAGCAACAACGUUGUCCCCAUUCAUGUUCCACCCACCACUGAAAAUAAACCAAAGAUGCAAUGCUGUCAGAACAUAUAAUGGCUGCUGCCUGUGCUGUGCCAGGCUUGUAUACCUGUGACCAGAUCUAGAGAUACCAGGCUUUGUACCAUGGUCAAGCUCUAGAACCGCCCGGCUCUGUAUAUUCCCCAUGUCCUGCACUGGACUCUUUGGAAUUCUUUUUUGUUUUUUUUUGUUAAUAUAUAUUUUUUGAGUGUACGUGUGUAAGAACUUUAAUUUUACUAUUCCAUCUGGAUUUUUACAUGUCUUAAAUUCCUAUGAUUUGAAACUUCCUGUAUUAAAGAAAAAAAAGAUAAAAUUCUUCUUUCUCUCUCAGCCUCACCCCUUCCCUACUCUUCACAUUUCUCUUCUUUAAAGACAGAAUGAUUCCAGGUUCUCCCCACUCCCCAUCCAUUCAGAGAAGUCUGUAUAAUAUAUGAAAUAAAAGCAUGUUGCCUGCUAUAGGCAUCCUUCCUGAUA